Molecule: messenger RNA, 675 nt
Organism: Klebsormidium nitens
Lineage: Eukaryota; Viridiplantae; Streptophyta; Klebsormidiophyceae; Klebsormidiales; Klebsormidiaceae
Source: the annotation of a GenBank genome assembly
AUGUCGCAGACCUAUGGAGGCGACCCCUCGGAAGGUGCGAGAGCGUCAGGCGAAUAUGGAAGCGGUGCUGGACGCUCCGACUUGCCGCAGGAGUUUGAGAGCAAAGUGCACAUCGCCCAUCAGACGCCGCCCGUGAACUUGACGCUGGAGAGGCCCGAGGUCGGGGGAUCGGGGCAGACGAACCGGGAGGAAGAGGAGGGCCGGGAGCAGGGGGAGGAGCGCCCUUUGUUCGGGAAGAAGGACUCUACCGGGGAGACGGCACGGCCAGUGCUGGUCGAAGCGGAGGAGGUGGCCUACGAGGUGGUGGACAAGCCGGUCCCGCGAGCGCAGGCGGCCGCGGGCGCGGUCGCGCCGGUUGUGGUGGAGGAGUACGCAGCGGAGGUGAACGUCGUCUCCGUCGUGCCGGUGCCUCCCGGGACGGUGCUGAUCCCCGGCCCAACGGUGGUGGGCGGCACCGUUGUCCCCGAGAAGGACCUCAAGAAAUCGUCCAGCUCUAGUUCUUCGAGCAGCAGCGAGGGCGAGGAGGAGCACGCGGCGGGGGUGGCCGCGCCCGGGGAGAAGACCCCCCCGGGAGAGAAGCCCAAGAAGAAGAAGAACAUCUUUAAGAGGAUCGAGGAGAAGGUGAAGGAGACGCUGACCGGGCACCAUCACGGCAGCGACACCGGCCAGAAGUGA